AGAUAGUAUGAUUUAAAGAAAAUGUGGUUGAUAAGUAGAUACAUCAGAUCUUUGUUCUCUCCUACUUGGAAGGGAGAAGACUGUAAAAUGGUAUUAGUGGUUCGAUCAGACAUAGCUAUGGGAAAGGGAAAAGUUGGUGCUCAAUGCGCCCAUGCUGCAUUAGAGUGCUGUUAUCAGGCCUUAAAUAGUAAAGCGAAAAAAGAAAUGUUUCAAUUCUGGUUACAAGUUGGACAACCUAAGAUCGUUGUCAAAAUACCAAAUGAAAAGGAAUUAUUAGCCUUGGCAGAUAAAGCGCAACGUGCUGGUGUGAUCACUGCCAUAAUAAAAGAUGCUGGUAGAACUCAGUUAAAACCAGGCACAAUUACAGUUGUUGGUAUAGGACCAGAUUCUACUGAAAUUAUCAAUAGCCUUACAUGGAAAUUAAGAUUGUUAUAAGUUUUUUAAAUAUAGGAGUGUGUAUAUAUAUCAAUAAGAAUAAAGAUUUCCAGUUGACUCGA
This is a messenger RNA of Pseudomyrmex gracilis, 497 nucleotides long. Its product is annotated as peptidyl-tRNA hydrolase 2, mitochondrial. NCBI's taxonomy places the organism in Eukaryota, Metazoa, Arthropoda, Insecta, Hymenoptera, Formicidae. The transcript has a single exon. The record is from RefSeq and is a predicted model, not a curated record. Gene Ontology annotation, cellular component: cytosol; mitochondrion. Bases 22 to 435 code for a protein of 137 amino acids. Gene Ontology annotation, molecular function: peptidyl-tRNA hydrolase activity.